This is a messenger RNA of Nothoprocta perdicaria, 2592 nucleotides long. It is a transcript of the gene DLD, whose product is annotated as dihydrolipoamide dehydrogenase. Gene Ontology annotation, cellular component: mitochondrion; oxoglutarate dehydrogenase complex. Lineage: Eukaryota; Metazoa; Chordata; Aves; Tinamiformes; Tinamidae. The coding region runs from base 1 to 1674 and encodes 557 amino acids. The transcript has 15 exons. The record is from RefSeq and is a predicted model, not a curated record. Gene Ontology annotation, molecular function: dihydrolipoyl dehydrogenase (NADH) activity; flavin adenine dinucleotide binding.
AUGAUCCAGUACCAMAUGGCAACUUCAAUCUCUGUCAGGGAAGUGAAAGAGCACCAGCUGCACAAGGAGCUGCGCAGCCGCAGCCCUGCUCCCAUGUCCCACAAACCAGGAGUGUCCCUCAGUGAGAUGUGGAAGGGUGGGCAGCAGCACAACACUCCGAGCACCCCCGCACCCGAAGAGGACUUGCCCAUUGGGAGGAGCCAUUUUGAGCGGGUGCUGCCCGGCGGCUGCGCGGCGCCCCGCAGGAGCUACGCGGACCAAGUUGAUGCCGAUGUCACCGUUAUUGGGUCUGGCCCUGGAGGGUAUGUUGCUGCCAUCAAAGCAGCCCAGCUUGGAUUUAAGACUGUGUGUGUGGAGAAGAAUGAAACCCUUGGUGGCACCUGCUUGAACGUGGGGUGUAUUCCUUCCAAGGCCUUGCUGAAUAACUCUCACCUGUAUCAUUUGGCCCAUGGAAAAGAUUUUGCUAGUAGAGGAAUUGAAAUUUCAGGAAUAAAUUUGAAUCUAGAGAAGAUGAUGGAACAGAAGAGUGGUGCAGUGAAAGCCCUAACAGGUGGAAUUGCUCAUUUAUUUAAACAAAACAAGGUUGUACAUGUUUCCGGGUUUGGAAAAAUAACUGGCAAAAACCAAGUCACUGCAACCAGAGACGAUGGCAGCACCCAAGUUAUCAAUACAAAGAACAUUCUUAUAGCUACAGGCUCCGAAGUGGCUCCCUUUCCUGGAAUUACUAUUGAUGAAGAUAAUAUUGUGUCAUCUACUGGUGCACUAUCACUAAAAAAGGUUCCUGAAAAGAUGGUUGUCAUUGGUGCAGGAGUCAUUGGCGUGGAAUUGGGCUCAGUUUGGCAGCGCCUCGGUGCGGAUGUGACAGCUGUGGAGUUCAUGGGCCACGUUGGCGGAAUGGGAAUCGACAUGGAGAUCUCCAAAAACUUCCAGCGUAUUCUUCAAAAGCAGGGAUUUAAGUUUAAACUAAACACCAAAGUUACCGGUGCUACCAAGAAGCCAGAUGGAAAGAUUGAUGUAGCUGUUGAAGCUGCUGCUGGUGGCAAGGCCGAAGUUAUAACUUGUGAUGUGCUCCUGGUCUGCAUCGGGAGGCGGCCGUUCACAAAAAACCUCGGUCUCGAAGAUAUCGGAAUUGAACUUGAUCAGAAGGGCAGAAUUCCAGUCAAUAACAGGUUUCAAACCAAGAUUCCAAACAUCUUCGCCAUCGGCGACGUCGUGGCGGGGCCCAUGCUGGCGCACAAGGCCGAGGACGAGGGCAUCCUGUGCGUCGAGGGCAUGGCCGGGGGAGCCGUCCACAUCGACUACAACUGCGUCCCCUCCGUCAUCUACACGCACCCGGAGGUGGCCUGGGUGGGCAAGUCGGAGGAGCAGCUGAAAGAGGAGGGCAUCGAAUACAAAGUUGGGAAGUUUCCCUUUGCUGCCAACAGCAGAGCGAAGACGAACGCCGACACGGACGGCCUGGUCAAGAUCCUCAGCCAGAAAUCCACGGACAGGAUGCUGGGUGCUCACAUCCUGGGUGCAGGUGCUGGCGAGAUGGUUAACGAGGCAGCUCUUGCCAUGGAGUACGGAGCAUCGUGUGAGGAUGUAGCCAGGGUUUGCCACGCGCAUCCGACAGUGUCAGAAGCCUUCAGGGAAGCCAACCUAGCAGCCUCUUUUGGCAAAGCCAUCAACUUCUGAAGGGGAAGAGCAGCCCUGGACCGUGCGCAGGGAGAGCCGCACGUGCGCUGCGCGGAACGCCGAGUCGGAGAUGCUAGGACUGAAUUAAGUGAAUCUCCUCCUUUUAAGCAGCAAAUAUUUAACCAAAUAGGGUUUGGAGAAAGUUGAAUUAUCCAGUCUCUGUAAAUUAAAUACUUAAAAUUACAUGCUUAUUUACUUUAUGAAUGUUGCAGGAAAAAAAUGCCUGAAAGAACUCAUUUUUCUUUUUAUGAAACCAAACGUUUUGGGUGUGCUGGUCAAGACUCCAAGAGCCCAGCCUAUCUGGUGUGUCCUUAUUUGAAGUAGUGAUAGACUAAACCAGUUGAAUGCUGGCACUUAAAACGCCACUGUCACUUCCGCACAAAAAUAUUGUGGUGUUUCCUUGUGAAAGGAUUAACUUGGUAUUUACAGAGUCAUUUUGAUUUAGUAGCGUUAGGAUUAUGGGAGGGGCUCAUUUAUGUGCAUUAAAACUAUAUUAACUUUUUUAAAAGUGGAAAUUACUCCAUUUGUGUGUGAUUCUCCACACAUUGUGUUUUCAUAUUGAAAACUCAGCAGGGGAAAAAAAUCAAGUGCUGAUGGAGAAAUGAAAAAACUGAAGAAAAAUUAAUCUUACUGCUACAUAAUCCUUUUGAUUUUGAAGCUUUUCCCACUGUCCACCUGUCUUAAGGUAUCUCAGAAAGCUAAAUGUGGCUGCUGAAGCAGCGCUGCUGAGUCCAGGGGCAUGAGGGUUCCUGCACUUCCCGCAUGUCAGGGCUGCAGUGCCAGCUCUCCACACUUCAGAAUUUUCCCUUCCUUCUUUCCUGUUAUUUUUAUUUUAUGCUCUCCUUGCAUCUCUCCUGUAGCAAGAGAGCUUAAUAUGUGAAAGGUCUGUAGCCUUCCACUAAUAAAUGCUGAACGUGG